CUUUUCUUUUCUCUUCAAUGGCGGAUCGGAUCAAAGGUCCAUGGAGUCCGGAAGAAGACGAGGCUUUACAGCGGCUGGUUCAAACGUACGGACCCAGGAACUGGUCUUUGAUAAGCAAAUCAAUACCGGGUCGAUCGGGGAAGUCGUGUAGGCUUCGAUGGUGCAACCAACUUUCCCCCGAGGUUCAACACCGUCCAUUUAGUCCCGAGGAAGAUGAAACGAUAAUCCGAGCCCACGCGCGAUUCGGUAACAAAUGGGCUACCAUCGCCCGACUACUCAAUGGUCGUACAGACAACGCGAUUAAGAACCACUGGAACUCCACGCUGAAGCGAAAAUCCAUGGCCGAGGAUUUAAACGACGACUCCCCACCGCCGCUUAAAAGAUUGGCCAGUCUUGGAAGUAGUAAUAAUACGGCGGGAUUUUACUUGAAUCCGAGUAGUCCUUCAGGGUCUGACUCGAGUGACUCGAGUUUACUCGGUGUCACACCGGCCUCGUCCACAACGGAUCCACCAACCUUACUCAGCCUGUCGCUUCCGGGUUCCGAUUCCAUUGAAAACAAGGACACAGGACCCGUAUACCCUCCCGGAUUCAACUCGGUUCCAAACCCUACCAAGGUUGCAGAGGCAGAACCAUUAGUACCACCUGGUGGGGAGAUGGAGAAGCAGUUUUUUAAGGCGGAGUUUUUGGCAGUGAUGCAGGAGAUGAUAAGAAAAGAAGUGUGGAACUAUAUGGAUGGGAUCGACAAGAAUGAGCUUUGUUUGCAAACUGAGGCUAUUAGAAAUGCACUUGUCAAGCGUAUUGGAAAUAGCAAAAUCGACUAGGCUACAUGAAUCACCACCAAAAGUUUAGUUUCUU
This is a messenger RNA of Hibiscus syriacus, 855 nucleotides long. Its product is annotated as transcription factor MYB44-like. NCBI's taxonomy places the organism in Eukaryota, Viridiplantae, Streptophyta, Magnoliopsida, Malvales, Malvaceae. Bases 18 to 821 code for a protein of 267 amino acids. The record is from RefSeq and is a predicted model, not a curated record. Gene Ontology annotation, biological process: regulation of DNA-templated transcription. The transcript has a single exon. Gene Ontology annotation, cellular component: nucleus. Gene Ontology annotation, molecular function: DNA-binding transcription factor activity, RNA polymerase II-specific; RNA polymerase II cis-regulatory region sequence-specific DNA binding.